Molecule: messenger RNA, 1239 nt
Organism: Malassezia sympodialis ATCC 42132
Lineage: Eukaryota; Fungi; Basidiomycota; Malasseziomycetes; Malasseziales; Malasseziaceae
Gene: DDI1
Product: Ddi1p
Biological process (GO): proteolysis
Molecular function (GO): aspartic-type endopeptidase activity; protein binding
Source: RefSeq, a predicted model, not a curated record
AUGCUGAGCAUUAUUGAUGCCGAGGGAAAUACUGUGCCUUUGGAUGUAGAUGUGUCCAUCGAACUUGAAAACUUGAAGGCUCUUAUUGAGGUAGACCUUAGUCUACCGCCGGAGCAACAAGCAGUCCACUUUCAAGGAAGAGAACUAAUGAACGGACAAGACACCCUGGAAUCUUACGGAGUGAAGGAGGGCGAUCUUUUAGUGGUAUUAAAUAAGACUUCGCCCAAGCCAUCAAACACUGUGCCAUCUCUGGAGGCAUCUGCGAGUGACUCUUCUUUUGCAGAGCUUGUCAGGAUGCAACUACUACGUUCACCUCAAAGUCUACAGAAACUACAGCGAAAUAACCCAGCUUUGGCAUCUGCAUUACACUCGCCGACUGAAUUCUUACGAAUCGUUCAGGAACAGCAACAAAGUCAAAUGGGAUUCUUAAACGAGCAUCUCGCACUACAAAACUCUGACCCUUUUGACGUCGAAGCUCAAAAGAAAAUCGAAGAAGCUAUCCGCCAGGAGCGUGUGGCCGAGAAUCUUGAACAUGCCAUGGAGUACAGCCCUGAAAGCUUUGGAAAUGUCUCCAUGCUGUAUGUCAGCAUGAAAGUGAAUGGGCACCCUGUGAAGGCAUUUGUUGACAGUGGUGCUCAGGCAACUAUUAUCAGCCCUGAAUGUGCUGAAAAAUGUGGUAUCAUGAGGCUUCUUGACACGCGGUUCGCAGGGAUUGCAAUGGGUGUCGGUACGGCCAAAAUUCUUGGUCGAAUUCACAGUGCACAAAUCCAGCUUGGCCCUGACCUUUUCUUACCGUGCUCUUUCACCGUGCUAGAAGGACGUGGAGUUGAUUUACUUUUUGGUCUUGACAUGCUAAAGCGCUAUCAAGCAUCCAUUGAUCUGAAAAGAAAUGCACUAGUCAUCCAAGAACGGGAAAUUGAAUUCCUUCCCGAGCGUGAAAUCCCUAAGAGCUUCCAUGAAGCUCAUCUAAACAAUGAAAAUAUAAUGCCGCCGUCUUCCUCAUCCAAGAGUAACUUCACAACACAAACAAGCCCGGGGUCAAAUCUAUCAUCAAACGGGCCCCCACAACCUACGAAAGCUCCACAAUCAAGUACGAACGAAAAUAAUAACGAAAAAAAUUGCGAACCAAAAAUUAAAACGUUAAUAAAUCUGGGAAUACCGUCUAACCAAGCACAAAAAUUAUUAAAUCAAUUUAAAGGGAAUAUUGAUUUAGCAGCAAGUUUUUAUUUUCAAAACUAG